Messenger RNA from Malaya genurostris, 1922 nucleotides. It is a transcript of the gene Phax, whose product is annotated as phosphorylated adapter RNA export protein. Gene Ontology annotation, biological process: snRNA export from nucleus. The record is from RefSeq and is a predicted model, not a curated record. Gene Ontology annotation, cellular component: nucleus. The coding region runs from base 232 to 1614 and encodes 460 amino acids. NCBI's taxonomy places the organism in Eukaryota, Metazoa, Arthropoda, Insecta, Diptera, Culicidae. The transcript has 7 exons.
AUCAGUAGACAGCUAAGAACAGCAAAGUGAAAGAAAGUUUCUUUUUAAAUUUAAAAGUUAUAAUUGAAAGUGAUUUUUCUCUUUAAAAAACAAACUGCGAUCGUUAUAGUUGCGGCAAAAAUGCAUUUACUACUCUAGAUAGUAUACCCCUGCCGGGAAAAAGUUUAUUAAACUGGAAAAUUGCUUCACACGUCAACUCUUCCGAUAGGAGAUAGGCUUGGAAGUUCCAAAAUGACGAGCAUGGAACACGAAGCAAUCAAGUUCGCUAGUCCAAAUCCACAGGAUCUGGAGCUAGAGGAAGGCGAGGUGACAGAUGACAGCGACGAAGGUUACACGCCUCUGGCACGGCCAGAUCUAGCCAAAACUGAGUUCGCCGGUGGCGCUAGUGUUAGCCAAGCCCGGACAGCAAUGGAAAUCCUAUCGGAUCAGGAUGAUUUGAAUGACGAGUCAGAAGCUAGUUCGGAUGACAGCGACGAUGAUGGCACCAGUUUCGGUAAACGAAUGAGAAGUAAUAGCGACAAGAAAAUAAGGAUACGUCCUCCGUUGGAGAAAAUUCCACAACCACAGUCGAGUCAGUCGCUCCCGAACAAAUAUAACAUCUGGACGGAAAGUCUGCAAGAAGAUACGUUGAUGGAGAAUAUGCGCGGAUGUGAUGUCACUCUGAACGGGAUGAGAAAUCGGGACGUUGAAUCCUACGAUUACAGUUUGAAAUAUCGAAUGAACGGUGACAACGCGUUUCAAAGGGCGAUGAAAAGGAGACAGUCAAAUUCGGAUGACUCCGAUGGAUGCGGGGGUGGCAAGCGGUUUCGGUCGACCUCAUUCGGAAGUGCCUGUGUUCGAGAACGAAAGAGCGUGAAACUGCGACUCGGAAAACGCAACAGUAGCGAUAGUAAUAGCAACGAUAGCUUCCAGAACGCACCAAGAUUUGCUUCCAGGCACAUUCUAGAUUUGAACGUGGCAGAUGACUGUGAUUACGAAGUUUUCGCUGCCGAACUAGCCAACAAACUAUGCGAGGAAAAAGAUGACUUAAUGUUACGUGUCGUCAGCGUUCUUGGAAAACAAAUACCGGCAAAGAUAUUCAAAGAAACACAAAAAAUUGAAGCAGACGGAGGAAUGCUUAUAAUGAACGGUGCACGUCGUCGUACUCCAGGUGGUGUUUUCCUGUUUCUACUCAAGCACAGCGAGGAAGUCGACAAGGAUGAUAAAAAGGCAAUCUUCCUGGUAGAGAAAAAAGCAGCCAUCAAGGAGCGCAAGAACUCUCAGGCAGUGAACCGGGAAAAAAAGGUCGAAGAACUGAAAAAGACCCUCAAUAGGCAAGCAGCUGAUAAUGAACUACCAACAAGAAGCGAUUUAAUGUUGUCUCAUCUGAAGCCGGAAACACACAGUACAUUAUCCAAUCCACCUCCAUCGCCAGUGGGUGAUGAAAACCGUGAAGGAAGCCCCGACUACCAUCCACAAAACGUACAUGUAAAUGUAACAAGCCUUGAAAAAGUUCUUAGCGAUCCAAAGGAUCAAGAAUCGGAACCAGAGAGUUCCCGACGGGACCCAACACAGCUGCAAAACUAUGACGACGAUUUUCUCGAUAUGACGUGUGACGAUAUGGAUAUGUUUUAGCAUCCCACGAUGGCCAUUCGAUGGUAUGGAUCCUCCCGUCGCUGUUGGAGGGUUGCUCUGAAUUUCAGCAAAAAAAUAACUGAUACUAAAGCAAAACUUUCAAAUCAGUAUAGGUUGAAAUGUUCGUCUAUACUUGGGGGAGACGAUAGUUUGUUUGGCUAUCGUUAAAUGGAGUGGCAUGAAAUAAAAGUACGAGAGCAGGCGUGAGUGAGAUUCCGUAUACUAGUUCAAUGGAAGUAAGCGAUUAACAUGUAGAGACAUAGUGUUUAGUUUGCAGGAAAUAUAUUUAAUUUUCUAAAACCCGUCAA